UACACGGGCCUCCUUCGCUGCCAAACCCUCAUCUCUCUUCUUUGUUCUUAGCGUCUCCCUCGCUCUCUCCUCUUGCGGCGUGGCUAUGGCGGCGUUUGAGCAGCUUGGGUUUGUGCUGUGAUCGUCUUCGUCUUUGUGUCUUCCACGCAGCAGCUCAUCGUUUUUUCGCUCGGUUUCGCUUUGAGAUCGCGGCUGUCGAGCUUUCAAGAUGAAAGAGGCCAGUACCAGGGGACGAGGGCGGCCUUUGGGCUCGACAAAGAAGAAGGACGGCAAGGACGCGAAGCCUGAGAAAGAGAAGAAGCUCGCUGUGAAGGACGGGAAGGCCACCAAGAAGCAAAAGAAGAAGGAAAAGAAGGCGAGCAAGGACCCCAAUCUCCCAAAGCGUCCCCCCACGGCAUUCUUCGUCUUCCUGGAAAGCUUUCGGCAACAGUACAAGGAAGAUCAUCCGGAUGUCAAAGGCGUCGCAGCGGUUGGAAAGGCCGCUGGUGAUAAGUGGAGUAAGAUGAGCGAAAGUGAAAAGGCCGUGUACGUCAACAAGGCCGCCCAGCUCCGGGCCGAUUACGCCGAGUCCAUGGCCGCUUACAAGAAGAAACAAGAUGACGAGGAGCAAGAAGAUUCGAAGGAAAACGAGGAAGAAGGCAGUGCUGAGAAUGAAGAGGAGGACGAGGAUGAUGACUAGAAGAGAAUGGGUUUGAUAUGUGUACAUCAGAUUUUAGCUGUAGGAGUUCUUUAGGGGAAAAGAGGGAGAGCGUAGGAAUCACAAAUUGUCAAUGGUUCUUUCUUUCUUCCUUUACUAACUUCCAUCAAAGACAAAUUCUUGGCUCAA
Messenger RNA from Selaginella moellendorffii, 826 nucleotides. RefSeq names its product high mobility group B protein 3. The transcript is spliced from 8 exons. The record is from RefSeq and is a predicted model, not a curated record. The coding region runs from base 209 to 679 and encodes 156 amino acids. Lineage: Eukaryota; Viridiplantae; Streptophyta; Lycopodiopsida; Selaginellales; Selaginellaceae.